Messenger RNA from Microbotryum saponariae, 3319 nucleotides. The record is from the annotation of a GenBank genome assembly. NCBI's taxonomy places the organism in Eukaryota, Fungi, Basidiomycota, Microbotryomycetes, Microbotryales, Microbotryaceae.
AUGCGGACCGUCGAUCUUGGAAAGAACUCAAUGGGACGCCUGUGUCUCUUGGGUCUCCUCUCGCUUCAGUCAACGUUGACGUCCGCCACGACUCACGAACCUUCUGGAGCAACCGGGCCGGCGGUCUUCAAUCUCGAAAUCGCACGGAGUCAUUCGCUUCGUCAUUUUAAAAAUGACGACGGGACAGUCAAUCCUGAGUAAGUUCCUCCUCGAGCGGGCCAUGGUAUCAUUUCGUUGCAUCCUUGGUUUCGUCGCUUGCCCUGAGCCGGAGGGUCCGACGGCAAGUGGAGUGGCCUUUUCGGACGCUCCUAACCUUGGCGGUUGUCGAUGACGUGACCGCGAGGCAUCGCAACAUGUGGACCAGUGAAGCGAAACUGUGAAUGAACACUACUGAUGCACAUCACCGCGCCCUGGGAAACCCUAACAGCCGCUUACACUCACAUCACGAGCAUCUAGAAGCCAAGUACCUCCGCAACUUCUACAUUGCCAACAGCAAGAACGAAGUGACCCCGCCCUUUCCGAACACCGCCAACCCCUUGCAAAAGAGGGGUGUCUCGCCUGAUCUACAGAAUACCUUGGUCGUUGCCCAAGCGAUUGAAGCUAACUUCAAGGCCAAGAUGAAGACCAAAGGGAAGCUGGAUAAACGAGCCGGGGGCACUCGAGCGUCCCGAGUCGCCCUUGACGGUGUCAGUGAGUGGUGCCUUUCAGAGUCUGCCAUUGCCUCCCUUUGCCUAUAAAACACCUCACGAAUGACGCCUCGUCGUUGACUUUGUCUACUAGCCUGUGCAUCCGGCGUCGUCCACCAGGUUCUCGUCAAGAUCGGCACGCCACCCAAAGCCUUCUCCUUCACGCUCGACUCGGGUUCAGGGUUGUGAGUGAGGGUGGUUUGAUUAAAAAAUUCCCUGCCCUCGGGGCUCAUCAUCUUGUUGUAUCGGGAUCUUUUCCCCCAGAUCGUGGGUCCGAAGCGAAUGCAAGGACGGCGAUGAGCAGCAGUGCGCUCCGGAUCGCUCGCGCUUGUCACUGAGGGACUCGACUACUCUGAUGAAAUCGAACGUAACUUGGUCGACAUCGUAUGGUGAGAAGAACUGUGUUCAAACUCCUCUACAUUCAAGGCAUCAUAAGGCUAAGCAGGACAUCUUAUUCCCUAGUUUCGGGCGAAACGUCGGGGUAUUUCGUGAGGGACGUCUUCCAAAUCGGCUUAGCUCGAUACGACCAACAGGUCUUCGCCUCGGCGAGCAAGAUUUCGCAAAUGAUCAACAUGGUCCCUACCGAUGGCGUGUUGGGCGCUUCCUUUUCGACGAUAGCGAAGGCCCAAACGCCGACGUUCCUCGAGAACCUCAUCAAGUCGCAAUUGAUAGAACAACCCAUCAUGUCCUUCGCCAUGAAGGGCGGUCCUUCUCCCCCACAUGGAUCUCUCAUCAUCGGUGGGAUGGAUGAGAAUGUGAUUCAACCUGGAACUUUGAGAUAUCAUCCUGUCACUUCGGUGGGUUACUGGCAGGUCAAGGCGGCGGGUCUCACUGCCGGGGGCAAAGUCGUGCCCGGUACUGAGAUGGAUUGUGCAAUGGAUACCGGCUCUGCGUGAGUGCAUCUUGUCGCCAAGAGAUCUAGUUCAGCCGGUGCUGCAAGCGAUAAUCAGCUGUGAAUUCUGACGCUGCGGAUUGUGAACUCCUAUCCAGGAUACUGUAUCUACCAUCCGCCGUGACCGAUGCCUUCUUUGCCGCCCUUCCGGGCGCCAUCAAGUCGGACCACUUGGGAUGGACCGUACCGUGCAAGUCUCUACCAACCAUCAAGACCAUCGGAAUCGCGUUCUCGAACGUCAUUUACAGCAUCCCGAUUUUGAGUCUGGUCAUCGGAAGUGAGUGAAGCUGAGGAUGAACCGUAUGAUCCCGAGUCGCGUCUUGACAAUUGAAGCUGACUGAAAAUCGAGGGUGGUUUUGCAGCGGACCCCGAUGAUUCCAGCCAAUGCAAGCUUGCCAUCUCAUCUUCAUCAAGUACCGAUAUCAACGGCAAGCCCGUCGCGAUCAUCGGCACCGUCUUCCUCCAAGUCAGUCAAAUGUGCCCAGUUCCAACCUCCGGUCGACCGGUGCCGGGAGACGUUCUGACGCUCAAUUUCACCCCGCCUUUUCUUUCACAUCUUGCAACAGCAUGUCUACACCGUUCUUUCGUAUUCGAAUAACAAACAGCCGGCCGUUGGAUUCGCCUCCUUCGUCGGCAGCGAGCUCGUCAUCGAGAGUGUUGACGGUGCUGCUUUACCUCCUGCCAACGACCCGUCCCCACCCCCGAGCGACAAGGAUGUCAAGCCCAAGUCGAUUGCACUUUCGACCCAAAGUACGGAUACGAAACUCCCUGCCAACAAGACUCAGACACCGCCAACCACCCAAACGCCCGUUCACGGGCCCUCCAAAGAUGCUGGCAAGUCCAAUCCAGACCAUGGAGGCGAAGGCGGCGGAGAACCGACUCCUGGGCCCGAUCUCAAAAAGGGUUCUCCUCCUGAUCUUCCCGAGACGACGAGGCAUGCCGCUAAGAAGGUUGAACCCCCUCAAGAUACUGAGGCGGGUCGACCGGAUCCCAAGGAAAAAGAUGCCACCAAGCCUCAUGGCAAAGGUGUCGAGACACCGGUUCCGGAUGUAAAAGGGACGAAGCAGCAUGACGCCGGAGGGAAAAGUACUCCUGUUGCCAAGGAGCAACCGGGUGCGAAAGACAUCGGUCCGAAAGAAGGUCCGCCGGAACGACCCCCUACCCCGAGCGAUUUCCACGCUCCCGAGGAAAGUGAUUCGACCAAGAAUAUGACGGCGAAGAAUCCCGUUCCCAAGUCUAAGGCGGACAAGGUCGCCCCCGAGAAGAGCCAACAUCCCGAGGAGCACAAACCUGCCGCAUCGGACAAGACGCCGGAAGCAAAAGGAACAAAGAAGGAACAUAACCAAGCAGCCGGUGGCAAAGACAAGGACGGCAAAACGCUGCCGCCAGCUGAUCAGUGAGUCCACCCCUCGACGACCGAUGAGCAUGAGAUGAGAUGCCUACACCCUGAUGCUGCACUUUCUACACACCUCACUUUAGGCAAGCCGACUUUGGCCCUCCGACGGUCCAGAAAGUGCCGAGCCUCAACAUCUCCGGCAACGGAAGCGACUCUCAGCCCGGUGCUCCAGGUGGGACCAACAAUUCCAACCCAGUACUCCUAGGCAAUGGUACGCUGCCGCCCGACUCGUUCAAACCAGCGCAAGAGUCCCACAGUGCAGCUCCAGCGAUAGUGUCGAGUGUUUGGUCAAGUUCGGCCGUCUUGGUGCUGGUAUCGGCAGGGUUCCUCUUGUUCGGCAUUUGA